CCGUUAAAGCCCGCCCCACGGAACACGCCCCCUCGCCAAGCUCUCCGUCCGCGGCAGCGCCAGGCGCUCCCCCUCGGCCUCCGCCUUCCGAGACGCAGCCAUCAGAUCCGAUAAGGAGAGAAGCAGAAGGCGCUCCGGACGUUUUCGGCCGUCUGUAAUCACGUCGCCAAAAUGGCAGAUCAGAUGCACCAGUCUCCCCAGGUCUCCUCGUCGGGAAUGAACUCUCCUGCGGCCAAGGACUCUAAGCUCUCCGUGAAGGACCUGGUGUACUGGCGGGAGCCCAAGAAGACAGGCGUGGUGUUCGGCGUCUCGCUGGUGCUUCUGCUCUCGCUGGCCACCUUCAGCGUCAUCAGCGUGGUCUCCUACAUCCUGCUGGCCCUGCUCUGUGUGACCAUCACCUUCCGAUCCUACAAGUCGGUCAUCCAGGCAGUGCAGAAGUCCAGCGAUGGACACCCCUUCAAGGCGUUCAUGGAGAAGGACAUCUGCGUCGCGCCCGAGACCUUCCGCAAACACGUGGACGUCUGCCUGUCCCAUGCCAACUGCGCCAUCCACCAAGUGAGGCGGCUCUUCCUGGUGGAGGACCUGGUGGACUCCCUCAAGCUGGCCGUCCUCAUGUGGCUGAUGACCUACGUCGGCGCCAUCUUUAACGGCAUCACCCUCCUGAUCCUGGCGGACAUUGUUCUCUUUUCCGUCCCCCUGGUGUAUGAGAAAAACAAGACCCAGAUCGACCAUCACAUAAAACGCGUCCGCACCCAAGUGGACAGUACGCUGGCAAAGUUACAGGAGAAGCUACCUGGUGUGGUGAAGCGUAGCAAAGCAGAAUGAUGAAUUACACCCCCCCCUCUGCCCUUGUUCCUGCCCCCCCCUCCCUACGCACACACUGCACUGAACCAGCGACCAUGUAAAAUCCCCUGAGCAUUGCCAUGUAACACACAUGCACUGGCGCCCUUGCAGCCACCUCCCGAAGUCACUAACAUGCCCCCCACCCCCCCCCCCCCCCCCCCCCCGUCAUGGGCAGCUGAAGUAAAUGGAGACCCCCACCCCCGAGCCGGAGUCGCGAGAGGCUUUCCGGCUUGGAAGUGACUGUCUGUGUUCGUCUGCUGUAUGUAUGAGGUCUGGGGGGUGAAAAUGAGUGUUUUGGUGGCUCUGUGGGCAACUGUCCCACUCCCCAUGUGUGCCCGGUCCUCCCCUUCCUCCGUAGUGUUACUUGUGUAUGUUACUUAGUUCCUCAGAGUAGCACUUGCUCGUUUGCUAGAGAAACACUUAACUGGAGCCCUCAGUGUUUUGCAAGAACCAUGUGAACGUCGACUAACAUUUUCCGGAGGGGUUGGGGUCGGCCAGCGGCCCUGCACCUCCCGCUUCCCACCUGAAGAAGCACUCGUCCGUUUGUCCACGCAGUCGUAACGCCAUCCCUGCUGUCACGGAAGCAACACUGUAUCCUACUUUCUUUUUAAGACUUUCUGCUGUUAUCGUCGCGUAGUUAAGAAGUGAAUUUUUACAUGAAUGUUAUUACUGUUGUCAUGGUAACUGCUUUAACGCCUCGGCCUGUUUUCGGCGGCACUGUUAGAGAGCAGCCUUGUUUAGAGACCCUUAGAGACCGUAGGAUUUUCACCCGUCUGUUAUGCAUUUUCCCUUAAUUUCACACGUUGUAGACUUUCGGUGUACUUUGAUUCCAAAAGCGAGGUUGUCACUUUUUGUUUUAAAUCCUUAGCUCGUGUAUGAAUAUCCAUUGUAUGACGCAGACUACUGACCCUUUCCCUGGAAAGGGGAAAAAAACCAUUCUGGAACAUUCCCAGUGUAUGUGAAGUUCUGUGGGCGGGGGUAGGGGGUUUGUUGGGUCAGAGAGCCUCGCAAACGUGCGGCCGUAACGAGCUCCUCCCCCCGGCCUUUGCAUUCUGCACUGCAGUAGCUGAACAUAGGUACUAUGAAACAUCCGCUUGAUGUGCUUUUGCCGCGUUUCCCUGGAUAUCUGCCUCAGCACCACACACAUCUGUUGGAUAUUGAUCUGUUCCCCAGCACCCAGCCCCCCCCCCCCCCCCACCCCGCUACCAGUUGAAAAAACACUUGGCUACUUGAUAUUUGAUGUUCACUAACCAAUAAAUGUCUUUUAAAACUA
Brienomyrus brachyistius is the source of this 2116-nucleotide messenger RNA. RefSeq names its product reticulon-3-B-like. Gene Ontology annotation, biological process: brain development; neuron differentiation; endoplasmic reticulum tubular network formation. The transcript has 7 exons. Gene Ontology annotation, cellular component: neuron projection; postsynaptic density. The record is from RefSeq and is a predicted model, not a curated record. NCBI's taxonomy places the organism in Eukaryota, Metazoa, Chordata, Actinopteri, Osteoglossiformes, Mormyridae. The coding region runs from base 172 to 825 and encodes 217 amino acids.